UGUCUCAGUUUCUCUCAAAACAAACACAAAAUUAUAUACUCACCAUUAUCACAUUAAUACUCCAUUGUUUUUGUUUCCUCUGCAAAUUCCCAUAAUUGGGAAAUGAAAUCUCAUCUUCCCAUAUCUUCUUUCCCAUUACUCCAUUGAUGGGCAAUUUUGAAAUGAUUCUAAAGCGGAAAUUGAUGCCAUGACAAGACAACAACAACAGAAACGAUUUCUUUGCAUGCGAGCAAGGGCAUGGACGAAUUGCCGGGGUCGUUUGGGACCAGCGCCAGCUUGGCUUUGCGCUUGGGACAGACUAUAUUCUCCUUCGCUUCCCUUCUCUUCAUGUGUUUCGACGUUCAGUUCUAUAGCUACACAGCUUUCUGCUACUUGGUGACAGUCAUGGGCUUAGUGGUCCCAUGGAGCUUGACAUUGGUUGUGGUGGAUGCUUACUCUGUAUUUGUCAAGUUCUUACCUCGUCAACCAAGAACGAUAUUGAUAGUCGUCUUAGGAGACUGGGCUUUGUCAUAUCUCUUGCUAUCUGCGGCCUGCUCAGCCGCUAGUGUCACGGAUCUGCUGUUUGAUGCGGGUGGAUCCUACUGCCCUGCUAAGUUAUGUAGUAGAUAUCAACUAUCUGCUGCCAUGGCUUUCUUAUCUUGGUUUCUCUGUCAAGGUUCUUUCUUGUUCAAUCUCUGGCUUCUUCCUUCUUUGUGAAACAACGGGCAGUUAUUCGACUCUAAAAUUGAAAUGCCCAAGAAAUGAAAAUAAUCAUGUGAGACGAAGUCUGCUGCUGAAGCAUAUAGAAGGUUCCAUACUAUUUUCACCAAUAGAUGCUUUAAAAUCAAACUUGAAACCCUUUAAAAAUAAAAAAAAAUAAAAAAUAAAAAAUCAAACUGGAAACCUUACUGAAUGUGAUUGCAGCGAAGCUGCUUAACCCGAAUACUUGAGACUUGGUUCUGUUGAGAAGAAAGUGUUGUUUUCUACUAGCCCUGGGAUGAUGCUGCAGUACAUAUCCCCAAAUGAUUUUAUUUUAUUGUACAUGAAUCUUUUAGGUGAUGAAUACAAACUCCAAUUAGUUGGUUUAUGGCAGAUAAAACAAUUGCUUUUGUUUUCAUGUAAUUAUUAUUACUCAUUGUUAACAGAACAGUAGUUUAUAUAUCUUAUGAAGA
Molecule: messenger RNA, 1151 nt
Organism: Morus notabilis
Lineage: Eukaryota; Viridiplantae; Streptophyta; Magnoliopsida; Rosales; Moraceae
Product: CASP-like protein ARALYDRAFT_485429
Exons: 3
Coding region: 238-696 (152 amino acids)
Cellular component (GO): membrane
Source: RefSeq, a predicted model, not a curated record